UGACGUUUAUAGUGUUGGAGUACUCUUAUGGGAAAUAUCUAGCGGUCGACCUCCUUUUUAUGCUGAAGUUAAAGAUUACGACAUUUAUCUAGCAAUCGAAAUUUCACAAGGAAAAAGAGAAAGCAUUAUUCCUGGUACGCCUGAAGAUUACGUAAAAAUUUAUACUGAGUGCUGGAACAAUGAGCCAGAUAAUCGUCCUUAUAUGAAUAAAGUAGUUGAAGAAUUAAAUGCGAUUAUUCAAAAAACAAAUAUAAUAGAAAAUGAACAAUUUAAUA
Molecule: messenger RNA, 275 nt
Organism: Funneliformis geosporum
Lineage: Eukaryota; Fungi; Glomeromycota; Glomeromycetes; Glomerales; Glomeraceae
Source: the annotation of a GenBank genome assembly